AUGCAAGGAAUAACAAAUAUCACGUUUUUCUAUAAAGGUGGAAUCCUUUUGGGAUCGGAAACGCGAUCUAGAAAUGGAUCGAGCUUUGCUCGCAACGACUACAACACGAAGAUUGUGCGCUUGAAUGACCAUUUGUUUGUGACCAAGUGUGGACAAAAAGUGGGAGCUGUCAAUUCCUCGGUAGCUAAAAUUUGUCAUGUGACACCUAAUACUUUGCAUAUACCUGAAUCGCUUGCCAAUGAAGCAUACAAGUUUCUGGAACAACGGAAAAUUGGCCAUGUUGUUACUCUUAUUGUCGGCUAUAGUGGAGGGGUACCAGAAAUUUAUAAAGUUCAAUGGAAACCAGGAGUUCAAUUUCCAGAUCGUAAUGGAGCUGAAAUAAUAGAAAUUUUUUUCGUAAUUGGUUCCGGAGCUCCUUAUGCUCUUGCAACUUUGGAACGUGUGUAUGUACCUGACAUUCCCCGUGAAGCAAGCAAGAACUUAGGUUAA
This is a messenger RNA of Prunus mume (Japanese apricot), 489 nucleotides long. The record is from RefSeq and is a predicted model, not a curated record. Lineage: Eukaryota; Viridiplantae; Streptophyta; Magnoliopsida; Rosales; Rosaceae.